This is a messenger RNA of Xiphias gladius (swordfish), 846 nucleotides long. Its product is annotated as C1q-related factor-like. Gene Ontology annotation, molecular function: protein binding. The record is from RefSeq and is a predicted model, not a curated record. The coding region runs from base 19 to 846 and encodes 275 amino acids. NCBI's taxonomy places the organism in Eukaryota, Metazoa, Chordata, Actinopteri, Istiophoriformes, Xiphiidae. The transcript is spliced from 2 exons.
GCAGCUGCUGUUGGGGUCAUGCUGGUCCUGGUAUUGGUGGUCCUCAUUCCUGUGCUGGUCAGCUCCGUUGGCACAGGUGGAACAGAUGACAGUGCGAGCCACUACGAGAUGCUCGGUACAUGCCGCAUGGUUUGUGACCCCUUCCCCAGCACGGGCACAACGGGAACAGGUGUGAACAUGGGCACAGAUACAGCAACCACAGGGCUACAGGUGGAUGACGAGGCAGAUUUGAGUGAUCACAGCAUCGGCCCGCCACUGCCUACCUACAGUGAUCAUGGCCCACAAGGUAAACCAGGACGUCCUGGCAAGCCUGGACCCCCAGGACCACCUGGAGAGCCAGGCCCACCAGGACCUAAGGGACCACCGGGAGAUGGUGUGGACAUAGUACGAACAGGGAUAUUAGGUUUAGGGGGUAAAGGGGCAGUUAGCACAACUACCUACAACACCACGCCCCGGGUAGCAUUUUAUGCAGGACUACGAAACCCUCAAGAAGGUUAUGAUAUUUUGCGGUUUGAUGACGUGGUGACUAAUAUUGGCGGUAACUAUGAGGGCGCAACAGGCAAGUUCACUUGUAAGAUCCCUGGCACCUACUUUUUCAUCUACAAUGUGCUGAUGAGGGGAGGAGAUGGCACCAGCAUGUGGGCUGACCUGAUCAAGAAUGGUGUGGUCAGGGCCAGUGCCAUUGCCCAAGACCAGGACCAGAGUUAUGACUAUGCCAGCAACAGUGUCAUCCUUCAUUUGGACGCAGGCGAUGAGGUUUUCAUAAAGCUGGAUGGGGGCAAAGCUCAUGGGGGCAACAGCAACAAAUAUAGCACCUUCUCAGGGUUCAUCCUCUAUGCCGACUGA